Molecule: messenger RNA, 4959 nt
Organism: Sipha flava (yellow sugarcane aphid)
Lineage: Eukaryota; Metazoa; Arthropoda; Insecta; Hemiptera; Aphididae
Exons: 5
Coding region: 377-2023 (548 amino acids)
Biological process (GO): neurotransmitter receptor transport, postsynaptic endosome to lysosome; transmission of nerve impulse; positive regulation of synaptic transmission, glutamatergic
Cellular component (GO): AMPA glutamate receptor complex; postsynaptic density membrane
Molecular function (GO): voltage-gated calcium channel activity; channel regulator activity
Source: RefSeq, a predicted model, not a curated record
UGGUCGCGCGGUUCGGUCGUACUCACCCCCACCCGCACGUUGGUCAUCGCGUCCUUCACUAGCUUCGUUUCCGCGUGUUGACCGUGUGGUAUCGCGUCCCGUUUGUCGUCUAUGCGUCGGUCGUAGCGCGGUCGUAGCCACACACUUCGCUUACCGGUAGGUACACGGAGAGAGGCGAGUGUCCAGCCGUAGCGGCGGCCGAGGCGUGGCGGUGUUGGCCGUGGCGGCCGCGAACGUGCGAUGGACUUGUGACGAUUACGACGACGACGGCGGCUGCGGCGGCGACGACUACUCCUGCGCCUCGCCGGUGCGGGGCGGCUGGAAGAGCGUCGCGUGCGCCGGACACACGCUGCACCGAGGCGGCAUAGCGGGCAGCAUGUGCGCGGUCAGCCGGGCGCCGGAGAACGUGUCCCGGACCAGCGUGGCGUUCGGCGUCGCGUCCCUGGCCAUACUGGUUACCGGGUUCGUGACCGGCUCGUGGGUGACCACUCGCGAACCGUACCGGGUGCCGGGCUCGGACGCGUACACGGCCGCCGCGUUCCGCAUCGGUCUGUGGAAGAUAUGCCCGACGUUGAAGAACAUCAACUCCACGUCCGAUUUGCGAUCGCUAUCCUGUAAAUAUAUUCGGUACACCAGUGACUGGGAUUUGGAUUUGGCCAAAGAAGACAUCGGUGUUGAUUCUGAUGUUUAUUUUACACAAUCGUUUGUUGCCAAAAUGAGAUGGUGCACACCGUUGGUCAGCAUCAGCUUGUGCUUAAUGUUGGCCGGAUGUGUUUUCUCGUUCAGUGGACAUCUUUACAAAGAUCAAAAGACACUAAUUGCAUCAUCUUUACACACGUUGGCCGGGCUAAUACUGGCGGCCGGGCUGUUCGUGUUCGCGUCGGUGCUCAACGACAGCUUCUCGCCUGUCGUCUACCAAUCGGUUGACGGCGACGAUACGGACGACAGCGAUGAGUUCGACGGCGGACUGCGGUCCGACUACGAUUACCGGUACGGUUGGUCGUUCGUCGCGUGCAGCCUGGCGUUCCUGGCGUCCGAGGCGUCCGCCGUGUUCACCAUCACCGCGUACUUCCGGCGGCUAGAGGACCGCGUCCAGUACACGGCCGUCGACCGCAAACCGUCGCUAGACACCACGCCGUCCACGUGCGGCGGCAGUGGUGGCGGCGGUGCCGGUGAUCGGUCGUCCGCUUGUUCCGUGGACACGCGGCCCGAUUCGCCGAACGCGGCCGACACCAUGUCACGGACGGAACAGUUGUCCGCGACCGCGACGUCCGGACGGCUGUCCGCGUCGCAAUGCUCGCCGUCCGGCGGCUGCGAACAGUCCACGUCGUCGUCGAUGUCGGGCGCCCCGGCCGAGGCCAACGGGACGGCCAGCAAAACGCCUCCCGACAUAUGUCCGUCGAAAAUCGGUCGCGACGACGCGGCCCCGACUACGGGCGUCCUGCCGCAGCCGCCAACGUCGACGGCCAACAACGGCAAACCUAGUCUGGCGGCCAUCGGCUACGGCAGUAGUGCGACGCUCGGCCGCCCGGCCGCGCAGCAGCAGCACAAGCACCACCAGCACCAUCUGCAGCACUACCGACAGACGGUGGCCGUGGACGGCAACGGGUCGUGCUACGAGGUAGACACCACCAAACCGUGCACGUGCACGUCGGCUUCGACCACCAAACGGUACGCGACCAUAGCUGGCGUGGCCAGGCACAACGGUGGCAGCAAACAUCUGCAAUACACGACCACCGCGCUGUCCACUGCCACCACCACCAACAACAACAACAACAACCACAUCGGCGGCGGGAAACGGUCCGCCGUCGGUCUGGCCGCCAUCAAGGAGUGCGCUGGCGCCUCCGAUCACCAUCAGCACCACGGCGGCGGUGUCCAUCUCCGGAAACCCGAGCCGCCGACCAGGCGGUUGAAAGCGUCCGUCGGCGGCUACGUGAUACCGCAGACGCCGAUCGCCGCGCUCGAGGCGCUCGACUGUCCGCCGGCCGCCGAUCCGCGUCUCGUCCUGCCCAGUUCGGUAUGACGAAAGUGUCGCGUCGUACUCGGCCAGGACGAACACGCCGUUUGACGACGCGACGCACGGAUCGCGGUUCGGGCGGAAACGCCGUCCGCGCACGUACAUCCUACACAUCGCACGCGCCAUCCGUUCGGUGUUCUCGGGCCCGUUUCACGCACGUCCGCACCACUGCACCGGGUUUUCGUCGGCGUUCCGAUCCGACUGAGAGAGAUCGUCUGAACAAUGCAUGCCUGUAGGUGUCAUACAUUCGAUAUCGACCCACCCCCCUACCCUUUCUUCGAGGUCUCGCGGUGCUGGUCCGACUCGAUCUUGGAGCAGGAAUUUCAUUUUUUAUUUUUUUUUCCUCCGGUCCGUUAAUAUAAACUCGUAACGGACGACUAACGACGAUAAAAAACAAACGUUGGGGCUGGAGAAAAACCAAAGCCCGCGACUCGUUCCUGUAUCAUUGGGGAGAUGAAACGAUUGAAUAUUUUUUUCGCCUAUUGAUGGAUGUUUGAUGGAUGAUUUUACAGUAAUACGCUCCACCGAUUUAUAAUCACAUCCACACAGUGAUUUUUCGAAAACCUCAUUGAAAGUUCCUGCUAACGUUAAGAGCACUCCGGCGAUAUCCGAAAUUUACAAAAAAAAAUUUAAUUUUUAAGAGUCGAUCCGUUGACGUAGAAACAUUUUUGAGAAUUGCAUAGGACAAGUCAUUUAACGGCGACAGAUUCGUAAGUUAUAUCCAGUUCAUCACGUUCGUGUACAACAUGUAGAGAUCGGAAAUAAGUGUAGAAAAUAUUAAUUUUCAUUCGGCUUGAAAAAUGAUAUAUUAUUUUUACCAACAGAAGCGUUGUGCGAUACGCCAUCCGUUUCCACGAUUCUCGCGUUCAUAAACAUACGCACAGAAAUAGGGUUUAAAAUACUUACACGCAUAUGUUUACCGUUAACGUGCUUCACAAGGAUUUUAUGUUACACAAUACGCGGAAUCACUUGGAAAAACAAUAAUAUAAUACGUAUGUAGCAACGAAACAACACGUUAUAAUUUAUUAUCAGAGGAGAGUGAAUAGCAGCUGCGCAUGUGUUAUUAUUAUGUAUAUAUUAUUAUUGUAUGAUCCGAUUAUUCUACAUUUUCGGUUCGCGAUCCAAUGGCGGAAAGCUAUGGCGCGUGAUGACAACGCGCGGAAUAAUAAGGUUUUUCGCGUACCGCUGUCGUCAGAAAUAGUCGACGUAAAUAGUCCUCCAGAGUAUGGCGAAUAAUCCGCGCGACCAAAAGCUACAACCGGUGCAGUAGAUGUUCAAUGUUAUUACCGUUUGAACGUACAUAAUAUUUGCAUGUGCAAUGUUCAUUACUAUUUUCACGUUAUUAUAGUACAAAAACAUUGCGUUUUGAUUCUUCCGAACACAAAUAUUUUAUCGCCGUCACGUGUAUCAUACGUUUAUCGUGUGCGCCGGUUAAGAACGCGAAAAACAAAUGAUGUGCUAAUGUACUAAUGCGUCUGGACACGACGAACCAACGUUUGAGCGAGAAAAAAAAAUUUUUACUCAAAGGGUUUUCGUUUUUCGUAUCAUAAAUUGAACGAUACGAGAAACACGCGGUGUAUCGGAAAACGUUUUCUCAGAUGUGCGCAGCUGUCCGUGUCCAAAGGCUAAUACCGACAUCCGGUCGUCUUACGAUCGUCCACUCGGUUUUUCGUUUUCCAAUUCGAUACGCGUGCACGGGAAAACGUGGAUAAACGGGAUCGGUCCCCGACGUAUAAUCAUAAUCGCGCAACAACAGAAGAAACGCCAGAAAUAACAUUAUACAUUGUAAGACGUAAACAAUUGUUGGUGAGAUGCGACUACGUUUAACGGUAUUGCGCCGAUCGUUAUGUUUAUUACCACAGAAUAGUAAUUGUAGUAUAAUAUAGUAGUGAAUAGUUAAAUAAACAUUUGGAGAAAGAAUCUACAAUAUCGACAAAAUAUACAGGGUUUAUAUGUUAUAAAAGUAACAUUACUUAAGUGGUCGCAUUUAUUUUGUUUACAGUCCGCCAUUCGUUUUUUCAUACUGUCCAUAACUUUCUGUAAAGUAUGCACAUCGAUGGCUACAAUUUCCCGUCUAAUGUUUUCUUUCAACUCUAAUGAUGUGCGUGGCUUAUUAGUGAAUAGAUUUUAGGAAGCCCCAUAAAAAAUAAUUAGGUGGCGUUGAAGCAGGAGAACGUGGUGACCAAGCAAUAUCACCAUUGGCCAUUUGAGUAACGUAAUUUUUAUAAGUUAACAUUUUUAUUGAUAGUAGUUAAAUGUAAUCUUCGCGUUGAAUAAAAUAAAUAAUUUUUCAUUAUUUUGUUUCUAAUUCUUGACUAAACUAAUAAACUUCAAUUAAAAUUCGUCAGAACCCACUGCCUCGCCGUGUAUAUAUUUCCUUAUUAGAAGAAAAAAAUAUUGUUAUCUUUCACGCUUUAAUGUAUACCAUCUGCCUCGCACCGGUUUCGCACUUAUGUUACCGCUUAAUAUUUUACUUCAAUUCAGAGCAGACAAAUGUUAAUUAAUUUUUAAGGUAUCUCGACAAAUAUAAAUUACACCAGUAUGCUGUGUACAAAUUUACCGUAAUAUACAUACACAUCAGAUUUUUUUAUUCGACUUUUUUAAACUUUUCUUUUAACAGAACACCAGCAAAUUAUAUAUCUUGAUUUUCCUCGUAAAAUACUAUCCAUUAGUGAAAACCAAAGUAGAAACCGAUCAAUGGACGUACAGAGAAAACCAAACACAGGUGCACUGAAGGACUUUGCCUUAUACUAUGUAUAGAUAUAUUUUCUAUACUAUUAAAAGCAUUAUUAUUUUAGCUCUAACAAGUUCCUUUACAGCAUAAAUAAUUUAUAAGAUAAAACAACUUUUAGAAACUUUGGUUUUGGCACAAAUUAAUUUAAUUUUGAUUUAUUUAGUUAGGAACAAUCAAUCUAACAAAAAUUGUAUAGUAUUAUUUGUUU